Molecule: messenger RNA, 654 nt
Organism: Closterium sp. Naga37s-1
Lineage: Eukaryota; Viridiplantae; Streptophyta; Zygnematophyceae; Desmidiales; Closteriaceae
Source: the annotation of a GenBank genome assembly
AUGGCUGCCUCCCUCGCCACCAAGGCUGCUGCCGUUCCCCAGCUCGCAGCCGCUAAGGCCUCCGUUUUCGGCGAUGCCAAGUCGCUGAAGACUGUCCGGGCGGUCGCCGUCAACAGGAAGGCGUCCGCCACCGUUGCCAUGGCCGGUGCUCCCUCCUUUGUGCCCGACAUGGGUCGCCGCAACCUCAUGAACCUUCUCCUCGCUGGUGCCGUCGCGGUUCCCGGCACCGCCGUUCUCGGUGGCUGGCUCUACGUGCUUGUUCCCCCCGGCUCCGGUGGCUCGGGUGGUGGACUCGUGGCGCGUGAUGCUUUUGGCCAAGAGGUCACUGCCGAGGGCUGGUUGAAGGUCCACGGCCCUGGUGACAGGACCCUUGCCGAGGGUCUUAAGGGUGACCCUACCUACCUUGUGGUUGAGAACGACGGCCAGCUCGCGCCCUAUGGUGUGAACGCCGUGUGCACUCAUCUCGGAUGCGUCGUGCCCUGGAACCCUGCCGAGAACAAGUUCAUGUGCCCCUGCCACGGUUCUCAGUAUGACAACCAGGGCAAGGUUGUUCGCGGCCCUGCUCCCCUGGUAAGUAGUGCUAGUCCUGGCAUUACCUUCCAACGGUCUGUUGUGGAACUAGUCGAUGCGUUCUUUGUUGGAUUAUCGUUCUGA